Caenorhabditis remanei is the source of this 477-nucleotide messenger RNA. RefSeq lists its product as uncharacterized. NCBI's taxonomy places the organism in Eukaryota, Metazoa, Nematoda, Chromadorea, Rhabditida, Rhabditidae. The coding region runs from base 1 to 477 and encodes 158 amino acids. The transcript is spliced from 3 exons. The record is from RefSeq and is a predicted model, not a curated record.
AUGCAAUACCUAUUAUUUGUAUUUGGUUUGACGAGUUUUUUUGGUUAUGUGUCCCCACGAACCCUUACCGAUUUGGUGUGUAAAAUCAACCCUUCCCGAUGCGAGGAUUUCAAAACUUCCGGAGGUUCUAGAAGAAAAGGGGCGGAGCCUCAUCGAGGUCACCAUCAUAUCCACGAGAGCCCCCUCGGGGCCCCAUCACUGGAAGAAUUCAGAAAAUGGAAUAAUUAUGAGGAGGAGGCGCAGGGAACCGGUUUCUUGAAACCGGCAAGUGGAAGUAAUCCGGUGCCGUAUGGACAGGGCCUCGGUGACAUUGGUAUCUACACGGGUGUCGGUGUGCAACACCCAUUUGGCGGGCUCGGAAUCGAGCGGAAUUUCGGAAUCGGAAUGGGCGGAAACGGGCGGAUCGGUGGAAUUCCAGUCGGUUGGGGGAACGGCGGGACCCGGAGUGUUGGCUCCGCCCCCUGGGCUAAUCCGUGA